Molecule: messenger RNA, 1217 nt
Organism: Aspergillus steynii IBT 23096
Lineage: Eukaryota; Fungi; Ascomycota; Eurotiomycetes; Eurotiales; Aspergillaceae
Product: HAD family hydrolase
Exons: 2
Coding region: 117-851 (244 amino acids)
Source: RefSeq, a predicted model, not a curated record
UCUGUUCUCUUCCCCAGCUUUCAUCUCCCCGCCACCACCCACCGUCCGCUCAGACCUCCCCCUUCGCAUUCUCUCAUUCCAUCUGACAUUUGAGAUCGUCAAUCACCUCCGCCAUCAUGCCUAAGAUCACCGAGAUCUUCUUUGACUGCGACAACACCCUCGUCCUCUCGGAGGAAUUGGCAUUCGAGGCCUGCGCCGAUCUUGCCAAUGAAAUCUUGGAGGAGCAGAACAUCCCCGACCGCUACACUGGGGAACAGCUCAUCCAGGACUUUGUCGGCCAGAACUUUCGGGGAAUGAUGGUCUCUCUGCAGGCCAAGUACGACUUCAACCUGCCCCAGGACAAGCUGGAGGGAUAUGUUACGAAGGAGGAGGACAAAGUGAUCGCCAAGCUGCUCGAGAAGGCUCAGCCUUGCGUGGGCGCCACCGAGGAGCUGGAGAAGCUCUUCCAAUCGAAGAAGUACGACCUCGCCGUGGUCUCCUCGUCUGCUCUGCGCCGUGUGCGAGCCUCCAUCAAGAAGGUGGACCAGGAACGGUUCUUCGACGAAGACAAGGUCUUCAGCGCGGCCACUUCGCUCGAGAAGCCCACCUCAAAGCCCGACCCAGCCAUCUACCUCCACGCGUUGAAGAAGUGUGGAAAGGAAGCCAACGAGGUGGUCGCGGUCGAGGACAGCAAGUCAGGCGCCCUGAGUGCUAUUCGCGCUGGUAUCCACGUUAUCGGAUAUGUUGGCAGUUACCCGGGCGAUGACAAGAAGAUUGAAAUGACAAAGCUCCUCAAGGAACUCGGGGCCAAGGUUGUCAUGAAGGAUUGGUCCGAAUUCGAGAAGUGCAUGUCUGAAAUCGAGGCUUCAUGAUUGGAUUUACCAUCUCUUGGUCUUUUUCAUACGAGUUACGAUAGCGAGCGCAGGUCGUUACGGAGCGAUGGCUUUUCUUAUUUCAUUUAAUCUCAACCAUUGAAGAUCAUUCGCAUUGCAUCUCGUCGACUGUACAAUAAAUAGGUCGAGCGGGCCCGUUUGAUCAUGUUUUCUUUCUAUUCCCACGUAUUUGCGACUGGGAAAGCAUGGGUUAUUACCACCUUCUAGCAUAGACAUGUCUAUAGCGAAGAAAUACAAUUCAUCUUAAAUGGUCCAUGUCAUGGGAGAUGUAUAAUGUUCCUCAGGCACCGACCACCGAAUGUGAAUGUGUACCGGUGAGAGACACCAUGACCCCAUGACUAUACG